AUAAAGAGAUAGGAAGCUUAAUUGCCAGAGAGAGAGAGAGAGGGUUGCUUGGAAAUAUUCUCUUUAGGAUAGAGUGAUAUUCUUUGGUGUUUUUGUGUUGAAAUCAAACAAAGCCUCCAACAGAUCUCUGUGAGCAAGACGUCGAAUUAAGUCAUUCUUGUGAGUUGUAUUCUUGUGGUGUGUUUCAAAACCUUAUUAGAAAGUAGUAUACUAUAAUUUGUGGUCUUGUUCUUGUGUGUUUUCGUCUCCUUAGUUUGGAAUACUCACGAAAGCAUCCAUCUGUUUGUAUUUGGAGAGCUUGCUUGUUUUACUCUCCUUCUCCCAAAUUACACUUCAUCAAAUGAUGUCUGCUGAUGUGUUUUCUCCCCAAAUAAACCCUAACUCCAAACCCCCCUCUGCUAAAAAGCGAAGAAAUCUCCCCGGCACGCCAGAUCCAGAUGCGGAAGUCAUCGCGCUCUCGCCGAAGACGCUUAUGGCGACCAACCGAUUCAUCUGCGAAAUCUGCAACAAAGGCUUUCAGCGAGACCAGAAUCUGCAGCUGCACAGGAGAGGCCACAAUCUGCCAUGGAAGCUGAAACAAAGAGCUAACAAGGACCAAAUCAAGAAAAAGGUGUACAUCUGUCCGGAGAAGAGCUGCGUCCACCACGACCCCGGCCGGGCCCUGGGCGACCUCACCGGGAUCAAGAAGCACUUCAGCCGCAAGCACGGCGAGAAGAAGUGGAAGUGCGAGAAAUGCUCUAAGAAAUACGCGGUGCAGUCGGACUGGAAGGCUCACUCCAAGACCUGCGGCACCAGAGAGUACAAAUGCGACUGCGGAACCCUCUUCUCCAGAAAGGACAGUUUCAUCACCCACCGCGCUUUCUGCGACGCCCUCGCGGAGGAGAGCGCCAGGGUUGUCGUUACCCCCAGCAAUCUGAAUGAUUUAUGUGGGAAUUUGAUGAACAAUUUCGGAAAUCCAAAUCAGCAGAAGCCGAGGCUGUCGCUUUGGCUGGAUCAGGCUAGCUCUGAUAACAAUUCAAACAUGUUCAUACCUUCAUCAAACGACAUCGUUCAGAUGGCGUCCAACAACCUCUUCACCUCCAAUCCAUCCAUGGUUAACUACGCAAAUCUUUCCUUAUCCCCACUGCAAGGGAUGAUGAAGGAGGAGACCGCAACCGCGACCACGAUGCCGGAUUCUCUCGCUUCAAUCUACUCCAACAGCCACAACUCCGCCACGGCGCUACUGCAGAAAGCAGCACAGAUGGGGUCCACAAAGAGUAGCCCGGCCUUCUUCGCAGCACAGAUGGGGUCCACAAAGAGUAGCCCGGCCUUCUUCGGCAACGCGGUCGGGCUAAUGACCGCGACGUCGUCGUCCAGCGAGCUGCAUCGGGUGUUUGAGAAUCCCGCCGCUAAUAAUAUCAUGAAUUUCAGCAACAGUCUCGGUGGCGCAGCUAAUUUGCAUGGUUUCACGAGGGAUUUUCUCGGCAUGGGCGGAGACGGCGCUGGGCCGUUUCUGCCUCAGGAGCUGGCUAAGUUCGCUUCCAUCACUCCGGCCACCCACUUCACUACCAAUCACUAGCAUUUUCUUUUUGUUUUUUUGUUCAUUUUUUGUUUGUGGCAUAUAUAAAAUAAGCAUAUUGUUGGAGGCCUAAA
Molecule: messenger RNA, 1632 nt
Organism: Salvia splendens (bonfire salvia)
Lineage: Eukaryota; Viridiplantae; Streptophyta; Magnoliopsida; Lamiales; Lamiaceae
Product: zinc finger protein JACKDAW
Exons: 3
Coding region: 341-1558 (405 amino acids)
Cellular component (GO): nucleus
Molecular function (GO): DNA-binding transcription factor activity
Source: RefSeq, a predicted model, not a curated record